AUGGACGCAGCGCUGCUUCAGCAGACUCUGGCACAGGCGCAGGUGACUCUGGCUUCCACCCUUGCAAACGCCGAAGAGACAGACUACUCCGACAAGUACUGCGAUGACAUCUACGAGUACAGGCGGGUCACUGUUCCCCGGCACCUCGUGCCGAGCCUUCCGGGCAUCAACCAGGGGCGCACCAUGGAGGAGACAGAGCAUUGCAUGCUGUGGUUUUCAUGGUCUGAGCCAUCCUUCGUUUGA
This is a messenger RNA of Symbiodinium sp. CCMP2456, 243 nucleotides long. NCBI's taxonomy places the organism in Eukaryota, Dinophyceae, Suessiales, Symbiodiniaceae. The record is from the annotation of a GenBank genome assembly.